CAGGAUGAUCACCUGAACAUGAAUACGAAUCGAAACGGGGUGGAUGGCGGUUACAACUGCCGCGUGAAACUCAAGCAGAUUUUAGCGAUAGUGGUGAGAAAAGAAGGUUGCAGGGGAGAUCCCGGCGACUUUUGGAUGUACGAGAAUGGUUACCUACUUUUCCAGGGAUUACUUUCCUCUAAUUCAGUUUGUUGGUGGAAUAAUGGUUUGAAUGGAGCGACGAAAAGUUUAGUUUAUCAUGGAUACGUGAACCCAGGGGCAUUAUUGGUGGGAUCAGAACCAUGCGCGCUGGAAAUAUUGAGAAACGCUUGGGCAAGAAGGGUUCUACAACCACCGCCUGGAUACCAAAUAGUAGCUUUAGAAGACGUAGAACAUUGUGCCACCGCCCCAGUAACCCAGACCCAAUGGACCCCCCUUCCCGAAGCCGUUUGCUCUGUUAUCCUGAGAUUGUCGAGCCAAGGAAGACCGGCCGGCAUCGAAACUAUCAGAGAAUCUUUGAUUCUUGCAUUUCCCCACGUGUCGCCACCUAGCGAGCAGGCCAUGUACGAUACCCUGGUGCAGUUGAUGAAGGAAAGAAAACUGUAUAAUACGUCUAGUGGAUAUUUUAUAGUAACGCCCGAAAGACGAAGAUCUAGGAGCCAGUCCAGAAACCGGAAAAAAGAUGAAAUCAACAUGGACUACGUUCCGAAUAAGUCGAUGCUCAUGUCGACUGAAGAGGCAAUGGCCAUGGUUCAUGGAGAUAUGGCUACUGUAAGGGAUGGAAAUAUAACCCACCAAUGUAUACAGACCAAUUUAGCGGAUGUUAUUUGUGGAGGAAACGCCAGUGAUAAAAUACUUUACCCGAGAACGAAGAGACGAUCCGCGUCUUUUCCCGCCCCCAGAAGCCCAGACCGAAGGGGUUCUUUUCGACUCUGGAGUUCUAGCAGGAGGUUAAGAAGAUCGGCUUCGACUAGGACCAUCGCCAAGCAUUACGUCGAUACCAGUAGCAGUACCGAAUACCCCAACAGUGGAGAUUCGACACCCACACCAAAAAAAGAAUCUUUGCUGUCCAGGCUUUUCCGAAGAUCAAAGCGUUCGCAAUGUCACAUUGGAACGUUCAGUGCUCAAUUUCCUCCUACGGAAUGGUUCAACUCCAAAGCAGUACACUUACAUAAUGUAGGGACCCAAACUUCGGCAACAGAAAAGGAAACGGGUCUCAAUAUCGCCGCCUACUUGGAAACCUGCGACAUUGGCUCAUCGAGAUCCGCCACGUUACCACGAAACCACCGAAGAUUGCCGUCCGGUGAUCUAAACUACGGAACGCCCUUAACCGGGUCCAGAGAAAACUCUCCCGUAUCGAGAUACGCCAACUCCUCGUACGCCACCAGUACCUUACCGAGGAAACACGGCUACAGAAGUAGGGAAAGCUCAAGGAAAACUAGCAGGAGCAGCCUAACCAAGCCCCAGGUCGUGACCGAAGUCAAAGUCGAAGAGAAACCGCAAGAAACGGAACCUUCAUCGAAGUUCAACGAGAGGCUGUGCGUACCAGCUGCAGAAUCCACCAAAACUAGUCAUAGAUGCACAACGAAUUUCAGCUACGAGGAAAACGCCGGUUCACCGACAGAUUCCCCGGUAAAGAACCUCUCCAGCAUAGACAACAGUGGCCCAAGCAGCAUCGAAUCGCACAAGAGCAGCAAAACCGGCAGUUCCCUAACUAGCGGGCCAUCUAGUUUGGAGUCGCACAAGACAGUCAUCAACAAGAGCCUGGUGGAUUCGCCCAUUAGGAUAGACCCGAGGAUACCGAAGAAGAUCCACAGGAAAGACAAGAGCAAGUACAGCCCCAAAGUCAGUACCGCGGCAGCUCCCAAAUCCUCGAUGUCGCACAGCAACUCGUUCACACUCCAAGUGACGACGAACCAGAACGGAUUGAACGUGAACAACAAGAUAAACGCCAGCGCCACUACGGCCAUCAACGGCGGCGCAGGCGGAAACACGAAGAUAUUCGUCCAGAACUGUCCAGUGAGGUCGGUGAUCACUUUCGAGAACGGGCAGGACGACGGGAAUCCCAACUUGGUGAUUAUCAACGGUGGCGAGAAGAGCGACGUAGCGGCGUCAGCGAGCGAGACAGACGACUUCAAACCAGCCAAGAACACGAACCACAUGAAAGAGUCGCUGCACAGCUUGAACAAUUCCAGAGACACGAUUAACAACGAGUCGAAAUUCGAGACGAUGAACAACAGCAGGAAACUCUCGCUCCAGUUGCCGUCUAGGGACAGCUUGAACUACCACAACGUGAUCAAGAACGUCUCGCACAACCAGUUCAAUUCCAACUCGAACCCGGACUCGCCAAUAGCGAACACUUUCAGGGAGAUAUCGAAGACCCCGCUGUUCAAGAGCAGCCCUCCUAGUCCGACGAAGAGCUUCGAAGGUAUCUCGCCGCUCUCCUCUGGCAAGUUCAUCAAGAACGAGGUGGGGUCGAAAACGUCCCUGGAAAAGUCUUUCCAGCUUUUGGAAAACGGCAAAGGCGCCGACAAAAACAUAAUGGGUUCCGAGCCGAACAUUUGCUUUAAAGAACGGACGCUGACCAGAGAGAACAGCAACCAUCAGUUUCCCAGCCUGAGUGACCUCAGCUUUAAUUUCACGAGUUUGGCCGCUCAGAAAAUUCUGAAGGGCGUCAGCAUCAACAGCGUCGAUACGCUGGUCGAAUUGAAUAUGGCUGCCAACGUCGAGAAGCAGAACAACUGCGACGUCGUGCACACGGAUUUCGGAUUAGUGUAGCUUUUCUUUUGCAAACUUUUUGAAGGUAAAGUUCGCAUAAGAGUAGAUGCGUACGCGCUUGAAAUUGAAGAGAUGUCCCUCAUCGGCGUCAAAAUGUACUAAACAUCCGAUUAUCGUGACUUUCAAUUAUGGUGGCGACAUCCUAUGUCACAAAUGGAAAACUUUUUUAGUUAAUCACGUUUCUUGAUGAUGUGCUAUUUGGCAAGACUUCAGAUUGGGUUUUACAAAAUGAAAAAUAUGCAUGAUGGUUGACAACUGACUUUACUAUUUUCUGCAAGUGGCCGCAUAUGAUGACGUGUAGGUCAAUUUGUAUUGACAAGGGUGCGUUCAAUAAUGCCUAACUUCAUAUCAAAUUCCCCUCACUAGAUAAAAUCACAUUCAUUGUCACUUUCAGAAAAUUCAAGCAACCAAAGAUAACAACUUAUUCAUGCAAUGUACAAUUUCACAUGAUAUUUUUUCUUUAAAAGUACCUAUUGAGGAAACGCUUUUUGUGAAACUUUCAUCUUGAAAUACGAACUAACACUUUGUUACACCUUAAUUUGUAUCAAUAUAACUCUAUAUGUUAUAAUGAACACUCCACGUUUUCUUUCCCUCCACAGAAUUAAAAAUGAACAACUUCAAUGAGAUAUAACCGAAACUCUUGACAAAUAGAUUAACAGUUGUUACCUUUAUGUAACAUAACCAUCCAACUUGGUUUUUCUAAAUUUUCCCACCUGACCUCGAUGUCGAAGGAAGAAUUUCUAUAUAUUCAAACCCUUAUUCAGGCAUAGACUAAAGUACCUAGAGCUACUACUAUUACUCACACCGUUGCCGUCCACUGUUACGUUAUAAUGUGUAUUACCAACAACUGAAUCAGUUGACACAAAACUGCUAAAGCUCAAGCUCACAUUUUUUAAUGAUAUAUUUUCACACUGUCUCUUACAUUCAGGCAACGGCACUAUUCGUGUCUUCUACAUCUAUAUUUUCUUAAUUCUCGUGAGGCUUGUCAUCCCUUAACCCUAAAUAUCUGCUAUUGCUAGUUCCUCAGAGGAAGGUUCGACGUUAUCACAAACUGUUGGUAAUCUGGAUUUUUUUGUUGCUGAGGCCAUUGAAUCGAAAAGAAGAAACUGAAUUUUUUGAAAAAUUUCUGUUUCUUCUCAGUAUUUCACCAUCGUCAGUAAUAAUUCUUUAAGAUCUAAAUCCUACUAACUGCGCCAUGUGUUACUUGGCAAGACCUCAGAUGGUGUUCAACUAAUUGAGAUGCGUGCAUGCUGGGUAAAACUGAGAUCAUUUUCUUCUGUAAUUGUCCACGUAUGAGACGUGGCUAUGUCAGUCUCUAUUGAUAAGGAGAUUCACUAAUACCUGACUUCAUAACACAUUCGUGGGAGAGAUUAAAAUAUCUACGUGAAACUUGUAGAAAUACUUGAAGUGAGAAACAUAAAAAUAGCAGCCAGGUAACUAAGUGUGCAUAAGAAGAUAUAUUUUCACUGACGAAUUUCCAGAAAUGAAAUAUUUUGGGUACCAGGUUUUCUCAUUAUGUUUGAUUUUGUCCUGUCCCGUGACAUAGAAGUUUAAUCUCCAUACUGGACGAUUUCAGAAUCCAAAUCCUCUAUGGCACUCAAAUAUUGAAAUUUGCUUGUCAAUUUUUCAAUACAUUGAAGUUUCAUGAUACUAGUUUCCUAAUGCAAUCAGGACUUACUUUAUAUUGCAUGAAAAUAUCACAAAACAAAUAUUGACCCGAGCUUUAUCACUAACCUGUUGAUUUUUAUUUCUAUGUCAAAUAGGAUCUUCAGUUCAAAUUGAAAGGGGUAUAUUUUUAAGAGAGAUUCAUUUUUGAAAAAACAAUUGGAAUAUUAGGAAAGACUUAACAAAGGGAGUUGUAUGCUUUGUAAAGUAUUUGGAUGUCUGAGCUACCAUGAACAUAGUGAAUAUCGCGAUAUGAUAUUUGAAUGUAAAAUUUAACAAGUCAAUGUACUAGUGGCCUAAAUUCUUAAAAUAUUUUUGCGAAAAUUUUAUUGAUUGUAUACAAGGAUAUUUUAGAGUUGUAGUAAUUUUGUAAUUUUGUAUAUUUAUUAUAUAUUGUAUGUAAUUAUUAUGUAUGCAGCUAUCUCGUAACCAUUGUACAGAUUAACAAUAAUAAAUAUUUACCAUUAUGAA
Leptinotarsa decemlineata (Colorado potato beetle) is the source of this 4893-nucleotide messenger RNA. RefSeq names its product Stork-head domain-containing protein knockout (gene knockout). Gene Ontology annotation, cellular component: cytoplasm; nucleus. The record is from RefSeq and is a predicted model, not a curated record. Gene Ontology annotation, molecular function: RNA polymerase II transcription regulatory region sequence-specific DNA binding. NCBI's taxonomy places the organism in Eukaryota, Metazoa, Arthropoda, Insecta, Coleoptera, Chrysomelidae. Gene Ontology annotation, biological process: regulation of transcription by RNA polymerase II.